This is a messenger RNA of Triticum urartu, 2115 nucleotides long. NCBI's taxonomy places the organism in Eukaryota, Viridiplantae, Streptophyta, Magnoliopsida, Poales, Poaceae. The record is from RefSeq and is a predicted model, not a curated record.
AUGUCCAACAGCAGCAACGUCGGUAGAGAGCCACCCACCGACAUUUUUAGUAACUUCAAGUGCGGGCUCGUGACUGAGACUGGAUUUGGAGAGCUGGUGUAUUUGAAAAUCACACACAAGCUGAAUUUGAAAUUCAUCUCGUCGUUGAUGUUCAGAGUAGAUCCAGAUCAAUAUGUAUUAGAAUUGGAUCAGUCAAGGAAAAUUCCAAUCACUGACCAAGACAUCAAAUCCGGCAUCGCCAAUGGCAACAGCACAAUUCACAUAGUUGGAUGCCACCUUCUCCUCCAGGUAAUUGCUUUGGACAAGAUCGAAAAAUCGAGCAGGCACAUCGCACAGAAUAUCCUCCCCCGUGUCAAAGUUUUCGAUCAUGAGUUAGUUAAGAAGGCAAUUGACUCAAUUACAUCCCACCAAGGACAAGAAGUUAUUUAUGCUGGUUUAGAAUGUGUUCUCAACCAGGUGGCCAAGUUAAAAGUUCACCAUCCCAACCAGAUCACAAACAACAUUUGCGCCCCUUCCUAUUUGAAGUUCCCGGUUCACGCUGCUAAUAAGAUUAAACCACGAAGCUCUAUUGGACCUGUAGAGUUUGCGAACAUAAUGGGACGGAAGUACCCAAACAUGGCAGAUGACCUCAUUGGAAUCGUUCUGAAGGAGCACAACACCAGGCUUAUGGCAAACAUGACCGAGAUACGACACACCACCCAAAUUGACAUGCUAAAAUUUCUUGACGAGCUAGCUGGAUGUUUGUCGAGCAGAUGUAUAUGUUGCCAACUAGCUGGUCUAACGACAUGCCGUUUGGUAGACAACAACACAGCAUGUCAAGGAAUGGGCAAUGAAAAGCUUGGACAACAGGAGGAUCUUUCUGACAGCGAAGCAUAUAGCUCCACUGGACAUGUUCAUCAAGCUUGGAAACGGGUAUAUGUACACAGCAGUUAUAAUAUUGUGGAUGACACCCACAUCGGCCAAAACAAGAAGCACAAGAAUAACCAACCAGGCAGUUUUGUUCAUGACGGCAACCACGACAAUCUAUCAGUGUCACAGGCUAGACCAGAUAGGGGCACCGAAUCUUCCGCUGACCUAAUGAGCCUUGUUUACUACAAUGAUCAUCUUUUUUCCAGUAUCGUACUUUCUUACGAGGAUUGCACAGGAGUUUGUUUCUCACAGUUAACAGCCACGGCCCCGCCCGCCAUAGAUUUAUCAUGCAAAUCAUUUGUGUCAGACCCAUGGUCUUCCACUUCAACGCCACACCCCCCGGCCGAUUCAAGCAAAAUCAUUGCAUUCUGCAUAUCAAAUGACCUGGAGGACAGCAUGUCUAGAUAUGGAUCGAGCACCCUACGCUCAGGCUAUUGAUAUUGAGGGGGGAUAUUCUACAUGACCAGAUCAUCGGCAAACAGGCUAUAAGCCAUGAAUGUGUGACCCUCAUUGUUCGUCGAUUAGCACAGAUCGAACGGGCCAAUUCAAAAGAUCGAGAUUUUGCAAUUUGGUGAAAGUUCAUCGAGCCAAACUUUACGGUACAUUCCUAUGUUUGCUCUUAUAUAUGCAUCAGAUGUGUGGAAUCUAUCUUCUCAAGUUGGCCUUGCACCCCUAAUGGAUGGACCAGAGAGUAUCCUACUUUGCUGAUAGACAAAACUGUAAGUGAACAGUCUGGCAUAUAUUCAUUAUUCAUGGCAAUCCACUAUGACGGCGAGACAUUGCGAAGCCUGACCACGAAGGGAAACAUAUCUUCUUUUCGCUGAGGCACCCUCCAAGACAUCAUGAAGCUUGAGGAUAACAAAUCGGACGCACCUUACAAGGCAAUGCAGCACAACAGAGCAACUGUAAACAUUGUAGUUUGAUAGACAUCUUCAGUCAGCAUAUGAGAAAUGUACCCACGGCCAAAAUAAGUUGCAUGGUCGUCGUGCAGACCGAACCAAUCAGCUGGUAAACACCCAAGUCUUCGCACGCGCUCCAUGCAUGCAUGCACACUGGCAACCUGGCCCUACUCGCCACAGCUGGAGCCAGUUAGUACAUUUUACUGGAAGACCUGGUAGCUUUUUGUUUCGAGGUCCACUAUCACGGCCUGGCUGGCUAUUGUCGACAAUGUUUAUGCUGGACCUACCCCCAUUUGCAUGCACUCCA